AUGCUGAACACUGUCUUGCCGGGCAUUAUUUUCGGCAAGAUCCUUGCUCCUGAACGUGGUUCGACACAAUCACUAAUCAAUAAUAUCCUCAAAGGAGAUAGGUCAGCUCUGGGGUUCCUUCCUCCACAGUGGUAUGUUGAUGUCACAGAUGCUGCAAGGCUACACGUCCCCGUCCUUCACUCUCCUUCGGUAAAACUCGAACGAAUCUUUGCCUUUGCUGCCUCUCAGAACUGGAACGAUAUCAUCAGAGUCCUACGAAAUCUCCGUCCGGGUAAUCCUCUGAUUCCUCCCAUUCCUCAAGAUGAGAUACAGGAUUUGAGUGAUGUCUUGUCUUCUAAACGGGCGUAG
Messenger RNA from Penicillium manginii, 348 nucleotides. Its product is annotated as NAD(P)-binding protein. Bases 1 to 348 code for a protein of 115 amino acids. NCBI's taxonomy places the organism in Eukaryota, Fungi, Ascomycota, Eurotiomycetes, Eurotiales, Aspergillaceae. The transcript has 3 exons. The record is from RefSeq and is a predicted model, not a curated record.